This is a messenger RNA of Anopheles darlingi, 4786 nucleotides long. RefSeq names its product mediator of DNA damage checkpoint protein 1-like. Lineage: Eukaryota; Metazoa; Arthropoda; Insecta; Diptera; Culicidae. The record is from RefSeq and is a predicted model, not a curated record. Gene Ontology annotation, cellular component: MLL3/4 complex. The transcript has 5 exons. The coding region runs from base 86 to 4450 and encodes 1454 amino acids.
GAUAAGAAAAGUUACUUGAUGAUCAAUCUGUAACACAGCAUCUGUUAUGCAAAUACCUGUCUGAUGGGAAUGUUGCACCGCAGGCAUGCACUCGUCAUCUAGGAUUACUGACGUCGGAAAACGAUUCCCGUGCCUCGGAUCUUUCACAAUAUGUCCCAAACAUGCAGCUAUUCGUUUGGACCGAGAAUCCAAGACGCUGGAGGUGAUGGACCUGUGCUCUGAUUCCGGCGUCAUCGUCGAUCAACAAACAUUGAGUCCUCUGGUCUGGACAGCGUUUGGUGAGCAUAAUCGUUUAGUGUUUGGUUCGGUGGUGGUUACUAUUGAAAUCGCACGCUCAACGAAAUCCGUCGAACAGCAGGACCUGUUCCUCGACGAAGACUCUAUGGAUUUUAUCGAUUGCAGUAUAGCUGAAUCACCAAUUGCUGCAUCGAGAAAUGAAGUAACAACAACAUUACAAAAAGGAUCACAAAGAACUUUCGCAGCCAUUAACAGCUCGGCACCCGUUCACACCGCGGCACAAUCUGCGUCCGAUUUCAAAGAUCGUCGAAGCAGCCUUUUCGUCGCAGCGACUCAACAGCACAAUGUCAGUGCCCUGUCAUCGAUUGCUAAUGAAACUUUGUCGACCACAAAAGAACACAGUGUUGCUAAGCAGCAAGAAGGAAAGGCAGCCAACCAGGUUCCGUUGGAAGAUGAUGGCAGUUUUGAUGAUUUCUUUAUUCCUGAAACCCAACAACCGGAGGAUGAUCUUGAAUGCCCCGCCGAGCCAAAUGGUUCCAGCGGUUCCCAAGCUAUUGUUAAAGACUCAGGUCAGGCUAUUCCGGCAAGCAAUCAUACCCAGGAGGAAGAAUACAUCCAAAUUACCGAGCUGUACGAAGGGGAUAAUGAUAGUAAUAGCAAUGAUGGUCUCUUUAAUAACAAAUACGUUGAAGCAUCGCAAAAUCUGAUGGAUACAGAAAUAGACGUGUCGUUCCAGCGCGGUGCAGCAAAUGAUGCUGCUGGCAAACGUGUUGGUUCCAUACUUCCCGAUCGUUCGGUCGAUUCGAUAUCGUUUAUCGAACAUCGUAACAACACGACGGACAAUAUGAGCCGCAUCGAGUGGAACGAAACACGGGUUGAAGAAAAUCAAGAUCCAUUGUCGUUAAAAUGCACGUCUACGAAGGCUGCAACCACUGUAAAGUUAAGCGUGCAAGCAAUUACCGAACCGGAUGAUCGUUCGGUUACACCCGAGCUGGAUUUUGAUAAACCAUCUGAUAGAAAAGAUGAUGGACGUGGGGGUUCAACAACGCCUGAUCCACACUUUACAGGCAAGCCGCAGCCCGGUGUGGAUAUCGUGACCAACGAUUCGCUAAAGGAUUUAAGGGAGACACCAACCAUUCGUAGUGGAUCAACAACGCCUGAUCUACAGUUUACAAGCAAGCCGCAGUCCGGUGUGAAUAUCAUGACCAACGAUUCGCAAAAGGAUUCAAGGGAGACACCAACAAUUGAUUUUGAUGGAGAAGAAGAAGAAAAUCAAGAGACGUUGGAGAUACCUCGGAAUCAGAAAGUUUCUCUGCCUCCACAAUCAAAGUCAGCCAACGCGUCGAUUGGUCCAUACGAUCUGGAAACACAGGCGUUAGAUGUGGCCGAAGGGGUGUUACCAACAGAUCAAGAUGCAUAUAACUUGUUAACACAACCUUUUAGUAAAAAGGAAACGACGUCAUUCGCAAUGCCACGAGCUCCAGUUUCGGUUUCAUCUUCAUCAACGAAUAGGAUUAGCACUAAACAACAAGAGCCGAUUGACGAGGACGAUUUACUUACACAACCCCUUAGCCCUCCUAGAUUUGAUAUGGCGACAAAUGUUAAGAGAGGUUCAAUUACAAGGGUUACAGUACAUACGGUAAUGGAUCUAGAUGAUCUAGUUACUCAGCCUCUAAGCCCACCGGGCCGUUCCUCUGGAAAAAAUUUGAAGUAUAGCGUCAUGGGAAAGAGCAAAUCAUCUCCGAUGAUUGAUGAAGACGAUCUGGCAACCCAAGCUCUCAGUCCUCCCAAGUUUGUUCCGCUAUCACGUCGUGCGGGAGGUAGAAUUAAGGAUAGUCAGAAGAAAAACAUUUCAGUCGCUGCGUCUAGUAUGUACGAUGUGCAAACGCAACCCAUGACCUCUCCAACAAACAGCUGUACAUUGGACAAGAAGGUGCCUUAUGUUGUGCUGAGGGAUAUCAAACACCACGGGAUGGGCAAGGGAAUGGAGCACGAUCCAUAUCUAAUUGCUACUCAGCCGUUAUUGGACGGGGACGUGUAUGAUCUGCAAACACAAGACCUACUUGAGGCAAGUAAGGUGCCUGAAAAUACCAACGAAACGAGCGAAGAAAACAAAACGGAAGAUGAUCCCGACUGUACAGUACCGUUGAUAAUUGAAUCGCAGUAUCUAGCUGGCAAAGAUGAACCCAACGUUUCCAUGUUUAAUCCUCAAAUCAAUAGCACUGUGCGUCAAUCACAGAUACUCUUGCAUCCAAACGAUCGUGACCAGAAAAAAUUAGAAAUUUCGCCUUCCUCCAACAAAGAGAACCGAACGGGUGAUGAUCGUACCAGCACCCGUAGUGAAGAUGGCGAUGAUACUGAUGACGAUGAUAUCUACAUGGCGUCAACUAUGCCGAUUGGUGAGCUGAUCACUAGCAAAACUGAUGCCAAAGCAAAGAACAUGAAUCCAAAAAGUGUCGGGAAAGGCAAGGGACCCGAAGCGUUGUUCCAAGUACCGUCGAAGGUGGAAAAUACGCCGAAAGCGCCGAAACGUAAGCCUUCGGAUUUGGAAGAGUUCCUCACUCCGGAACAUCCUCUGUUCGCCCUUCCCAAGCCGGACAAUAUUCUGUCGACUACGAAUGUCAUUUCAGAACUGGCCAUGCGAAAUCGCUUCCAGAGCAAGGCCAAACUCCAGUACCCGUUCGGCGAUGGUAGCAGCAGUGACGAUGAUUUGGAGGAUAAGGGCAUAUUUAAGAAGACCAACAGAAGUAAAGCAUUCGAACAGGAGCUCGAGAAGGCGAAAGAAGAUUCGACUCGGAUUAAGCAAAUUAAGAAAGAGUCUAGCGCUAAAAGUAGCUCGAUUAAGACCAGCCGUUCUAAACGCAACGACGACAAAGAACUAACAGUGGGAAGUACUGCUGAGGGUGAUCGUGCUGCUAAGUCAUCGAGCAGCAAUAAAACGGCUAAGGAGAAGACAAUGCGGAGAAAAGAGCGAAGCGUUUCGAAAGAAAAGGAAACCAGACCAACUCGAACAAGGGCCAAGACCGAUGCUAAGCCAGUGUAUAAAGAAGAGAACAGUAGCGACGACGAUCAGGACGACGAUAAAUUUCGAAGCGUUGCGAAGAAAAAGGAAACCAGACCAACUCGAACAAGGGCCAAGACCGAUGCUAAGCCAGUGUAUAAAGAAGAAAACAGUAGCGACGACGAUAAAUGGAAAGUUCGUGUUCGUAGCGGUCGAGGGGAGGAUCAAAAGAAGUCGAAGGUGAUUAUCGAUGAGUCUGUUGAGUACGUAGGGACUAACACAGCAACCGAGGCUCUUUCAAAAACUCGAGGACGCAAAAGGAAGGAUGUUUCGACUGACAAAGAAAGGGAUGUACAGUCGGAAGAAGGGCUAAUGAAGGCUCCAACGAGGGUAUCGAAACGCCAGAAAGCUAGCAACCCACAGUAUAAGGAUUACAUCGAAACUACGGACGCUAGUAGAGUGCGCAGCAAGGUAGAUAGUUCGAUUGGAAGUGGGAAAUCUUCUUCAAUUGUGUCCGGGGAUAUGUUCGGGGGGUAUAACAGCUCAAAUAGUGGUUCGGCGAGUGAGGGAUCGAAACGAUCGACACGUGCCGCUAGCUGUCGAACCAUGAUCAUGUUUACCAGGAUCAAUGGUGAUCUGUACAAAGACAGUAUCCUUCGUGCUGGCUGUAAGAUAGUGGACAUACCUGAGAUGGCAACAAUCCUGGUGACGGACCGUGUUGUUCGCACGAACAAAUUUCUGUGUGCCGUUGCCAGAGGAAUACCAAUCGUGGGACAGUCGUACUUGGACGCAAUUCAGGGCGUCAGCAAUGGCAGUAACAUCGAGGCAACUGUCGAUCCGUGGCAGCAUAUCUUACUGGAUCGCGAGUCCGAAAAGCGCUACAAAUUCGACCUUCGCAAGACACUUCUGAGGGCGCAAAAGUCUAAACUUUUGAGUGGUUACACCGUUUUCGUUACCUCAAACACACAUCCACCCGCAUCAGAGAUCUUCUUGAUGCUUUCGAGCGCUGGAGCAAUACCACUGAAGAAUCCCGCCAGUAGCAGGGCGCCUAAAGAUUGCGACAAAACGUUCGUUAUUUCCUGCCCCGCUGAUGCUAGCUCGUGGGAGAAGUAUAGGGAAAAGUACCCGACAAUAGAAAUCGUUUCGACGGAAUGGCUCAUGUGUUCCCUAAUGCAAUAUUCGAUUUCGUUCAAGAACCAUCGAUUACUGUAAAAUGCGGCACAAAACCGAAGAGCCCAGGGAACUUUGUUAGAGUUAUCGUUACUUCGUCUAUUAGGGCACGAUGUGUGCCAUAGCCUUGUUAUUCUUUUAAUUCAGUUUAGUUUCUAUCGGUUUUGCCGUGGCGUCCAUCACAAUUUUAAGAUUAUUCGAACCUGUAGUUAUCUAUAUUUCGUAUUCGUGUGAGCGUUGCUGUCUGUAGUAAUCGUAAAAUUGGUUGUAUUUAAACAGUUACAUUUCUGGUUUUCCUGUUUGAGCUGCGAAUAAAACAAGAUCCGCCGAGAGAUCAUGCGGCUGCUGGCUUGCAUCAAGCCAGCUGUUGGAUUCAAA